This is a messenger RNA of Phytophthora infestans T30-4, 705 nucleotides long. Its product is annotated as N(6)-adenine-specific DNA methyltransferase 2, putative. The record is from RefSeq and is a predicted model, not a curated record. Lineage: Eukaryota; Oomycota; Peronosporomycetes; Peronosporales; Peronosporaceae. Bases 1 to 705 code for a protein of 234 amino acids. The transcript is spliced from 4 exons. Gene Ontology annotation, molecular function: protein-lysine N-methyltransferase activity.
AUGGACGCAUUGCUGGAAAGUGAGCUGUCCGCCGAGACGCUGGCCGCGCUACAGGCGCAUCUCCUUGGGCGUCACCACGAAGAGGAUGCCCCCGUAUCGGAGGAUUUCCGUCUCUCGCAAUUCUGGUACGACGAAAAGACCGGCCGCGCGUUGGCACAGGAAGCCAUCGAUCACAGUAGCAACGAACUCAAGAUUGCCUUCGUAAGCACACCCGCGGCCUACCGCGAUUUUCUUAAAAUUCAGAGCGAGGAGGAGGACGAGGCCAAGCGCGCCGUCAUGGGUGACAACGUCUACAUCUUCGAGUACGACCGUCGGUUCGGUGAAAAGUACGGAGAUCACUUUUGUUUCUAUGACUACAACGCGCCUACGGAUCUACCCGAGAAAUUCCACCACUUUUUCGACUUCGUAUUGAUGGAACCCCCGCAUCUGAGCCCUGACUGCUUGGAGAAGUUCUCCGAUACGAUGCGAUGGCUAUCCAAGGACGUUGAAGCCGUACCCGGCAAGAAAGAUCGCGUCGUCAACCCGUCUACAUUCAUCAACUCUCAACUUUUGCGGAAGGAGAUGAAAGCGGACCUGGGAUUCACCCCCACGGGAUUUUACCCGAGCUUUGAGUCGAAAUUGUCCAAUCAUCUCCUCACAUACACCAACUACGAGUCGGAGCGAUUUGGUCCUUGCGAGGAGCCUGACGAUGAGGACGAUCAGUAG